UCAUAUUUGUUGACAUUUGAAAGCCGCUCGCAUUGAAUUGAGUGUCCAAUUCUUCGAUCACAAUAACACGAUGUCAAUCAUUCUGGGGAAAUUAAAUUCGAUUUUAUUGCGCGAACAUUUCGGUGUGAACGCUCAAAUAGUUGGUGAUUGUUUGUUUUCCGCUGUUCAAUCCCGGCCGUUAUCAACAAUUGUCAAAGCCACCGGUUUAACCAAAAACGAAGUAUCUGCUGCAUUGGCAUCUCUCAUCCGAUUCCGAUUGGUCAAAUUUGGACCAGGCUCCAGUGGAAAUUUUGUGGAAUAUUCGAUUAAAGCGGAUAAAGUCUAUUUGCUUGUGCGUUAUGCCAAGUAUGUGCAGUAUAUUCGAGAGAAAUGUGGUGAAUUGGCUGGGUUGUUGAUCAACGAAUUGCAACGUGUGGGCAGUGACAUUGCCACCAAUUUGAUAAUAAAAUGCACUGAGACAGACGUCGGACGAGAUAAACUCUGCGAAUUGCGUAGGGAAUUUUUGAAUUUGGUGCAAAAGAAUUAUGUGAUGCGAGCACCGGCCUUGGUGAAAGGCAAUGAACCCAAUUUUGUGCCUGAAUUCAAUAUUGAUGAGCACAGUUUCUUCAUGGAGCCAGAAAUCGAUGUGGCCACUUUGAUCCGAUUGAAAAACCGAGAAGCGGUCGAACCCAGCGAUAAAGAGGUCUAUUGGUUCGUGAAUAUUGAUCGAUUGCAUCAGGAAUUCCGAGACUCGGUUAUGGUUGGAGCAGUCGAACGAAGCAUUGACUCAACGGCAGCCGAAUGUUUUUGCUGCAUGCUCGAAUUGAUGUAUGCACGAACGGCCGCCUGGCAAGCCGUUACCAAUCCCGUUUCAUACUCUGAAAUACGGCACACAAUCGAAAAGUCACCCAAAUGGAAACUAAACGCCAAACUUGCGAAACAAUUGGAUCAAUACAUAGCCGUCAUUUGUGAGGAUAAUUUGAAAUUUGUUGGAAAAUUCGGCGAAGCCGGUGGUGGUCAGUAUGUGAUUCAGAUGAAACAUGCCAUUGAACAGUUGACUUGGUCGUGCAUUGAAAAUGUUAUUGACGAACGUUUUGGCAAGAAAGCGGCUCGUAUAUUUCGCAUCGUUCGCUCGCAGCGAUACUGUGAUCAAGACGAUAUCCAAAAAGAGGCGAUGAUUCCAUCCAAAGAAGCGAAAUUGUUCACCUAUAAGCUGGUCGAAGAGAAUUUCUUCCAGAUCAAAACGAUUCGAAAGUCGGGAGCGGGUGGAGGAGGAGCUGCCAAGUCAUUCUGUUUGUUCCAUGUUGAUCAACCGCAGAUUGUGUCGAUGCUGUUGGAACAUUGUUAUAAGGCACUUUUCAACUGUUUGACUCGAACUGAUUAUAUCAAAACGGAAGGUAGACGACUCAUUGAAAAAGCCCAACGGCUCGAAAUGAUCGUGCAAGCCAUGAAAGAGCGCGGUGAAUCCGAAGAAUACAUACAGGAAAUUUAUGAGACAAUGACACCGCCCGAAAAAGAUUUACUGGAAAACAUAAAUACUCGCUGCAAAAAUUUGAUGUAUGCCGAAAUUGGUAUGGAUGAAACCAUAUUUUUACUACAGUUGUAUCAAGAUUAUCAACAUCUGAAAUAAACACGAUAAGCGUUUUUUCUUUUGUAAGAA
Sitodiplosis mosellana (orange wheat blossom midge) is the source of this 1639-nucleotide messenger RNA. It is a transcript of the gene Polr3C, whose product is annotated as DNA-directed RNA polymerase III subunit RPC3. The transcript has a single exon. The coding region runs from base 71 to 1609 and encodes 512 amino acids. Gene Ontology annotation, molecular function: single-stranded DNA binding. Gene Ontology annotation, biological process: DNA-templated transcription. The record is from RefSeq and is a predicted model, not a curated record. NCBI's taxonomy places the organism in Eukaryota, Metazoa, Arthropoda, Insecta, Diptera, Cecidomyiidae. Gene Ontology annotation, cellular component: RNA polymerase III complex.